CGCGGUGGGGUAUGAAUAGCUGCGCCGCUUCGCUGCCCGCCACUCGCUCCCGCGCCCGCCCGGCCUCCGCGUCCCCUCCCCGCGCCGCGGCCACCACCGCGUCCGGGCAGCGCCGAUGCUGAGCAUGGAGGGCUUCGUGGGCGCCCGCGCCCUGGGCGAGGAGUCCCUGCAGAUGUGGGACCUCAACAAGCGCCUGGAGGCUUACCUGGCCCGCGUGAAGUUCCUGGAGGAGGAGAACGAGGUGCUGCGGGCCGAGAUCCGGAGCGCCAAGGGCAGCCCGGGCGAGGACUCGUGGAGGACCAAGUACGAGGAGGAGCUACGAGCCCUGCGGGCCACGCUGGACGAUGCCUUCAGGGAGAAGUGCUCGGCGGAGCUGGCCCGGGACAACCUCUACGAGGAGAUCCAGCACGUGAAAAGCAGGUGCCAGAAGGAGCAAGCGGCUCGGGAGGAAGCCAAGAAGCAGCUGUCCAUGAGCAAGAAGGAGCUGGAGGAGGAGAGGAGGGCUCAGAUCUGGCUGAAGGAGAGAGCCCUGCAGCUGGAGAAGGAGGUGGAAGCCCUGCUGGAGGUGCACGAGGAGGAGAAAGCGGGGCUGGACCACGAGAUCGCCAGCUUCUCGCAGAGCCUGGAGAGCUUCCGCUGCGUGCCGGUGGCUUUCCAGCCCGUGGAGGUGGAGGACUACUCCAAGAGACUCUCGGAGAUCUGGAAGGGGGCCGUGGAGACCUACAAGACGGAGGUGUCCCAGCUGGAGAGCUCGCUCUGCCAGGCCAAGGAGAGCCUCUGGAAAGCGGUGGAGGACAACCAGCAGAGCCAGCUGCAGCUGCAGCACCUGGAGAAGGACCUGGCGGGGCUCAGAGCGCGCAAGGACAUGCUGGAGGAAAGCCUGUCGCGGCAGUGGCAGGAGCAGAGAGGGGAGGCCGAGAAGUUCCAGCUGGCGCUGGAGGCCCUGGAGCAGGAGAAGCAGACCCUGCGGGCGCAGAUCGCCCAGGUGCUGGAGGACCGGCAGCAGCUCAUGCACCUGAAGAUGUCCCUGAGCCUGGAAGUGGCGACCUACAGGACGCUGCUGGAAGCGGAAAGCACCCGGCUGCAGAUGCCCGCCGGGGAAUACAAGCUGGCCAACGGCUUGCGAGAUGUCAAGCUGGAAAUGAGCAGCAGCAAGCUCCAGCCCGCGACGCCCGAGGGCAGGCGGCUGCUGUCCUGGGAUCCCCGGAUGAGCCCCUCCGUCUUCCCCAAGGCAGAGGCGAAGAUGCAGCUAGCGAAACCCCAAAGCGAUUCCCCCAAGGCGCUGACCCCCAAAAGCAAGAGCCCCGUCGCCAGGGAGUUCCAGAAAAUCAACUCCGUGCUCCGGUCCCCGGCGCUGAAGGCUGCCGGUGCCGCCAGGGACCACGGUGCUGCCGGCCGCUCCGCGCCCAGCCCGCCGCCGCCCACCGGAGCGCUCCCGGCCGCCGGCACCGAGGCAGCGGCCCGUCCCUGCGCCCGGGAGCGACCCGAGCCCCCGAGCCACGCAGUCGCGGUGGGGCUGGAGCUGGAGCUGGGCGAGGAGAAGCAGCACCCUCAGGAGGGAGCCGCGGGGCAGGAGACCCAAGACCCCAGCGAGGAGCCACCGGGGAAGUCCCCCGCCCCACAGCUGCUGUACCCUGACCGGCUGGUCACCGAAGCGCUGGAAGAUGCUCUCAAGGAGGUGAGGGAUGACGCUCAGCCCAAAGAAGAGCCCAUGCUCGAGGCCGAGAAGGCUGCAGAGGGAUACAGGGUAGGGAGCGCACCCGAGCUCCCCAGCGGGACGGCAGCCGGUCACCCCGUGGAGGAGGUUGACGGUGCCGAGGAUGCCAAAUUUGAAGCCCUCUUGGAAGAGAGGGCUGGAGAAGACAUGCACGAGGAACCAGACAUGGAAAGCACCACUCGGCAGGACGGAGCAACAUCCCACCUGGAGCUGGGACCAUCCGGUGAGCAGGAGGAAGAAAACGCAUGUGAUUUUCUUGUUGCUGCACAGAGUGAAAUAGAAACCCAGGAGGAGAUGAGAUCUUGGGAGGAGGAAGGGAGCAAAGAGGAAGAGAUGCCGACGCUGCUGAGCCCAGAGGAAAGCAGGGAACCAGAAGUCACACGUGACACCGCAGACGGCCCGCUGGGCGAAGACACGCUCGCUUCAUCCGAGCCCGACGCCGAGCGCUGGGAAGGCAGUGCGGAUCGCCCCAGCCAGGCAGCGGCUGCGGGGGGAGGCCCGGAGGAGCCAGAGCAAGGAGAAGACGACGUGGAGGCUGGGAGCACAGAGGCACUGCACCUCUCGGAGGACGAGGAGAGACGGGGACCCUGGAGCCCUUCCAGGGAGGACGAGGAGUGCGAUUUCCUGGAAGAAGGGAAGGAAGUGCGAGAGGAGGAGUCCCUGCAGAGGGAAAUCCAAGCCACUCAUGCCUGCCCCAUGGAAAGCCACCCAGUUUCACCUGGGGAAAGCCACCUAGAAGAGGAUCUUGUUGAGAGAGAGCAGGAAAGUUUGGAGCACCAGGAAAUGCCUCUGUGUGAGACAGAUCCCGCUGCAGACGAAGAAAGGGGGGAAGAGACGUGCCCAGAACAUGAGCCCUCAAGCAUCAAAGAGAGCAUCUCAGCAGAAGCAGCUUCAUCAAGGGCUGAAGAAGACUCCACGGGAGAGGAGAUCACAGACAGAGCAAGAGAUGGCGAGGGAGAAAUGGCAGAGCCAGGAGAGGAGGCUUUGGAAGGAGAAGACCUCAGGGCUGAAGGGAAACCACUGGGACCUGAAGACCCAAGGCAGGAGGAAGUUACCUUGGAGGAGCCCAGGGAUCUGCAGGAAAAUGGCUUCGAAGACGACAUGCUGGAGCAGGAGGACCUGGAGACGCUGCCGAGGGAGGAAGUCCUGGGCGGCGGAGACGACGGCAACUACCAAAAUCACUGUCCAGAGGACUGGGAAACGAAGGGGGAGGAGGACAUGGAAGGGUCUCCAGGGACAGAAGACGCCCAUGUCACAUCCCAAGAACCAGCCUGGGCAGACGACACCCUCACGAGCACAGCGGUACCAGAAAGCGAGGAGACGGAGGGCAUUUCACCUGCAGAAACAGAAGAAAUGGGAAAAGAUGACGAAGACGACGCUGGGAGUAGGAUGAGCCAGCGGGAGCCAACGCCACAAAACGAAGCGGAGCAGGAGGCUGAGCCUGCCCUGGGGCUGGCGAGGGAAGCCCGGGAGGGCCACCAGGACCAACCUGUCCCGGCGCCCGGGGACGAGGAGCUGGCCGUGGCCCCGGAGGUGUCUUGGGGGGCGCAGACGGCGGCUGAGGACGCGGAGGGUGAGCUCGCCUCGGAGCCUGACGGGUCGGAGAAGGCCAGCACGGGCCCCGCGGCAUUUCAGCAGGCUCCAGGUGAUGAUGAAGACAGCGAUGAGUGCCAGGAGGAGGAGGAUGCUCGGGGAGCGGAGGAGCUGGGGCAGGAGCCGGGGACAGGCAAGAGCAUUCAGCUGGAGGACACGCUGCCGGACCACACGCCUUUGCACCUCUACGAAGGGCAGAUGCUGGCUGCGACGGCACCCAGCCCGAGCCCGCUGGCUAGUGAAGAUGCCACAGAGCCUGCUCCAGGAUCCGAAAUUUCUCUGGAGGAUGAAGGAGAGCUGGAGGGGAGCCACGUGCCAACAACUCCCUUGGAAGAGAGCCACGAGGAGGAGGAGGCAGGGAUGGAGCCAGCGCCCGCAGCAGAGCAUGUGGAGGAAGAGGAAGGUUAUUUCAUGGUUUCUGCUCCCAACCAAGAGGCGUCCAGCUCGGAGGAAGCCGAGAUCUCAGAGGACUUUGAAGAAAUUAAAGUUGAAGCAACCGAAGCCAGCAGAGAUGAUCUAAAAGCUCCCAGAGAAACAUCUCCAGCGCCAGAGGAGGAAGGGCCCUUCGAAGCAUUCGUUGGCGAAGCAGACGAAGGUGUAAAAGUGCCCACGGAAGAAGGUGAGAUGCCAAAAGCGGAGGAUUUGAUAGCAGCGGCAGAGGAAGCGGUGCCGGCGGCAGAGCCCGACUUGCCCCCGGGCGAGGGGCGCUUCGCAGGGGUGGCCGACGAGCCGGACCGGGAUGCAGAAAGCCCCGGCGCGUGCGAGGGACCAGGGCCUUCGGAGGGAUUCGCUGCCCAGCCGGAUGAGGCAGCGGGCAGCGCGGCCGAACUGGAGCGCGAGGCCAGCGGAGACGUGGAGUUUCCGAGCCGCGACUCCCCCGGGCAGCCGGGGACGGAGGAGCCCGUCCCGGGGCCAGAGGACGAGUCCGACGCGGCCAAGCUCAUCCCUCCCGGAGGGCUCCAAGCACAGACGGAUCCUGGGGAAGCCUUGGUCCAGCAGCCAUCUCCGGCUCCAGAAGACGAAACGCCGGACGGCGACGGCCUUUCCCCGGCCGGGGAGCAGGAGCAGAGCUCGGACGCCGACCCACCUCCUCCGGGCUCCUCGCAGGAGGCCGACGACCAAGGGGGCAGCGACCCUGGGCACGAUGGUUUCACGGAGACGAGUCAAGACAACGCAGACGGGCUUGAUCUCCCUGCAAAAAUGCCGGCGGACGUCAUGAAAGACUCGGAUAUUCUGGAAAUAGUGGAGCAAGCCCUGGAGUUCAACCAGGAGCUGAUGCAGGGCGUGAGGCUGGCUGAAGCCGAGCCGCAGGCUCCCGGCGGGACCGAGCCGGCACGUCCAUCCCACGAGCUGGGGGAGGAUGACAGCGACUCCUCGCCCGUGUCGUCCAGCGAGGAGGAGCCCACGGUGCAGGAGCCGCCGGCGACGUCGGGGAUCGGCGGGGCCGAGAGCGGGGAGCUGAACGGGCUGCGCAGCCAGGCCAGCCUGGAGGACCUGGCCGAGGUCCCCGAGGAGCUGCCCAACGGCGUCGAGCAGGAGCCGCCGGGCGAGGACGCGGAGCCGCCGGCCACCUCCGCGGCACCGCCGGCUCCGGACGGGCUGGGGCUGGGGGAAGCCCCCGCCGGCAAAACCCCCCCGCUGCCGCUGCCGCCGGGGAAGCACGCGGGGGCCGAGAGCGCGGCCGUCCUGGGGGAGCAGGUGCUGCGGCUCGCGCCCGGCCAGCCGCCGUGCCGCCCGCUCCCGGCCGAGCGGGAGUCGUGGUCCUCGGAGGACGACUGACGGCGCCGGGGGUCCGCGUCCCCGCACCCCCCCGCCGCCCGGCCCCCUCGACAAUCGCCGCGCCAAGGCACGCCUCCCCCAGCCCCUCCACCCACCUAACGCCCCUCCACUUCUUCAUUUCUUAACACGUUUGUGUGGAUUUUUCUUUUUAAACGCAGGCGGGUGGAAGCCCGGUAGAAGGUAGCGACGCGGAGCAAGGAGCCGGAUGCCGCCGAGGAGGGACGCGCCAGCCCCGUCCCCUUUCGGCAAGGCAUCGGAGCCGGUCCCCAAGGCGAUUUCGUGCCUGUUUUAAGAGUGAAUACAGACCAGGCUGUUUUUCCCCUAAACUGCACGGUUGCUCUGGCAUCUAGACCCCAUUGCAAUAUUUAAUUUAAACCCUCAAUCUCCACUUUCCUUGCAUUUCCCGUUUUCCAUUCACCCUGAAGCACUGGACAAGCACCCACCAGCACCGAACCUGCCGCCGGGGAAACGCAGCGAGAAGGCGGGAGGCGGCUGCGGCCGCUGGUCCCCGCUCCCGGCCCUCGGGAUGCUCGCGGAGCCCAGCCCCGGCCCCGGCCCUGGCCCACCGCUGCUCCCGGCCGCUCGACCACGCGAGACGCAUUUGCUGCCUUGCCACUAAUUUAAUAAAGCAUCGUCCUCCCACUCGAA
Molecule: messenger RNA, 5737 nt
Organism: Dromaius novaehollandiae (emu)
Lineage: Eukaryota; Metazoa; Chordata; Aves; Casuariiformes; Dromaiidae
Gene: NES
Product: nestin
Exons: 4
Coding region: 116-5089 (1657 amino acids)
Biological process (GO): positive regulation of intermediate filament depolymerization
Cellular component (GO): intermediate filament
Molecular function (GO): CCR5 chemokine receptor binding; intermediate filament binding
Source: RefSeq, a predicted model, not a curated record